Messenger RNA from Dendrobium catenatum, 1248 nucleotides. Its product is annotated as probable RNA-binding protein ARP1. Bases 147 to 947 code for a protein of 266 amino acids. Gene Ontology annotation, molecular function: RNA binding. The record is from RefSeq and is a predicted model, not a curated record. The transcript is spliced from 6 exons. Lineage: Eukaryota; Viridiplantae; Streptophyta; Magnoliopsida; Asparagales; Orchidaceae.
UUUCAGUCAAUCCAAGAUAUCCAACAUUACUCCUAUAUAACCCCCAACCCUCCUCUCCCUCCCUCUUUACCCAUCUCCUUGUACCUCUUCGACAGAUCAACGGCAGAGAUCUUGAGAGAGAAAGUGGCCUUGGCGGCCGGAGAUCAAUGGGUCCGCCGCAGUUCGGGGACACGACACUGACGAAGGUCUUUGUCGGCGGCCUCGCCUGGGAAACCCAAAAGGACGUCCUCCGCCACCACUUCGACAAGUACGGCGACAUUCUCGAAGCCGUCAUCAUCUCCGACAAGCUCACCGGCCGCUCCAAAGGCUACGGCUUCGUGACGUUUAAGGAAGCGGAAUCUGCAAAGAAGGCGUGCGAGGACGCGACGCCGGUGAUCAACGGCCGCCGGGCCAACUGCAACCUGGCCUCCCUCGGGGCUCGCCGGCAGAAGGUCUCGCCGCCGGCCACGCCCGCUACGCUGCAAAACAAAGAAGUUGCGUUUGGGGGAUCGGGAGGAGAAUUGGCAACACAGAGAGCGGCGCAGUUGCCCGCAGCGUGGUACUAUGCGGGUGGACCUACGCAGGGAGUGUCUCCACAUUUCUACCAGCAAUACCCUGGAAGCCUUCCCUUCUAUGCGGCCUCCGGCGCCUAUGGAUAUUCUCCGGCUUAUGUAGCUGCACCAGACUUGGGUUACAGUACAAAGCUGAGCAAUGCUGGCUAUGGAGGAACAUAUCUCCCAACUCAUUUCUCAUAUCAUGGAGGAAUGGCGUCCCCGAACACGAUGAUGCCCGUGUAUCCGAUGUAUCAGCUCCAUCAUCAUCAUCAUCACCACAAAUCUCAAAGCAUGGGAUUCCCCGCAACGCACUUCUUCCCUCAAACAACCACUGGUCUGGUCACCGCCACCCCCGCCAUCAUCACCAAACCCAAAAUUGUUCCACCCCCCACAGUUUGCUUGGCAGUGGAAUAGGUCACAAGUUGCAGCUGGAAGCUGAAGGAGAUGAGGGUCAAGAUUUGACAUAAAAGCAACAACUGAAGCACUGCAUUAUCUGAAGAGGAACUAUUUUUUCUCAUUAGUUUCAUUAGAUUUUAACUGAAUUCAUUUGUUCUAACUUGCUUCACUAUGAAGCAAAUCUGGAAGUCAGAAAUCUGUUUACCAUCAUGUUUUGUGAGGUAAAACUUGUUUGUUGACCAAGUAGAAAUGGUUAACAGGACUGGUUUGUUCUUAAUAACUACACAAUGCAACACUUCAUCUAUUGGUUUUUGUGUUU